Messenger RNA from Hemisphaericaspora subhashii, 1512 nucleotides. RefSeq lists its product as uncharacterized. The transcript has a single exon. Bases 1 to 1512 code for a protein of 503 amino acids. Lineage: Eukaryota; Fungi; Ascomycota; Pichiomycetes; Serinales; Debaryomycetaceae. The record is from RefSeq and is a predicted model, not a curated record.
AUGUCAUCAAUUACAUUAAAUAUAUCAUAUAAAGGAUCUACCAAGAAGAUCACAACUACAAAAUCAACAACCAUUUCUCAAUUGACUUUAAAUGUUCUUUCUAAUUUUAAAAUAUCAAAAGAUGAUUAUAUUGGAAUUUUAAAUUAUAAUCAAAAAUCACUUGAUUCUUCAUUACCAAUACGUUUAACUCCUUUAAUUAAUAAUUGUAAAUUAACUUUAACUUUAAAGAAAUUAGAUAUAAAUAAUCAAAUUAAUAUUCGAUUAAUGCAUCCUGAAUUAGGAAAUCAAAUUAAAUCAUGUUCAAUUGGAAUUAAUUUAUUCGAAGUAUUACAAUUAUUUCAAAUUCAAAAUUUAGAAAAUAGUCAAUUACGUAUCUUAAAUUCCUAUUUUACUAAUGAUCAAUAUGAUCUGACACGAUUGGGUGAUGUCAUUGGUGAUUCCCCAAGUGUGGUUAUUCGAUUUGAAAUUAUUAAACUGGCAAAUGAAAAGGAAAAGAUAUUGAAACAACAGCAGGAAUUAAAUAGAUUGCAAUUAGAAGAGCAAAAGGAGAGACUUAGGAAACAAAGAGAGCAAGAAGAAGAAGCACAACAGCAGCAACAAAUAGAAAAAGAACAAGAACAAGCGAGAAUUGAACAACAAGAUCAGAUGGACAUUGACCAAGAAAAGGAACAAGAUGAAAAGUAUCAACAUGACGACUUGCCGAUUGAGAUCGAUAAACCAGCAGUGGAAUCUAACGAAGUUGAUAAAGGUCUAGUCGAUCAAGCCAACCAAGAAGAAUAUACAUACACUGAACCUGAACUUCAAAAACAACCUCAAUUAUACAUGCCAAAUCCAAAUACAAAUCAUUCCUCCCAAACUUAUGAAAAUCCGGAUGAAGAUUAUCAAAUGACAAUUUCUCAAGCUAAAACUUAUCAUAAUAUUAUUAAAAAUACAAUUGCUGGUAAAAAUAAAUCAAAAUCUCCCAUUAAUGGACCCGAUAAAACGCCAAAGAAAUAUUUGAUUAGAAUAAAAUUCCCUGAUAAUUCAAUUCUUCAAAUAAAUUAUCUUGAAGAUGUUUCAAGUAUAAAAUUUGGACAAUUAAUUAAGUCAAUUGAUGAGUUAAUUUUACCUCAAUAUAUUGAUUUAUAUGAUUUAAAAUUAGGAUAUCCUCCUUUUACAAAAUUAACUCAAACAUUUAAUGCCAAUAAUGAAUUUCUUUAUAAUAUGCCUGAUUUUCAAUCAAAUGAAACAAUCACAUUAAUUUGGCAAUUAAUUAAAAAUGAUUUAAAUAUAAAUAAAGGUCCAUUUGUUAAACAACAGAAUGUAAUAAUUAAAACAAGUGAAGAUUUACCAGAAAGAGUUUUAGAAAGAAAAAGAGGUGAAUUACCUGAUGAUGAACCAAAAAUUAAGAAAUCACAAACUUCAAGUACAAAAAGUAUUGGUAGUAGUACCACCUCCUCCUCAUCCACGGGCUCCUCCAAUUCUAAAUCGAUUUUACCAAAAUGGUUUAAAUUAAAUAAGAAAAGUUCAUAG